UGUCCGCAGUCUCUGGUCAUCUCCUGUACUGUCCGCAGUCUCUGGUCAUCUCCUGUACUGUGUCCGCAGUCUCUGGUCAUCUCCUGUACUGUGUCCGCAGUCUCUGGUCAUCCCCUGUACUGUGUCCGCAGUCUCUGGUCAUCCCCUGUACUGUGUCCGCAGUCUCUGGUCUUCUCUGGUCAUCUCCUGUAUUGUGUCUGCAGUCUCUGGUCAUCUCCUGUACUGUGUCCGCAGUCUCUGGUCAUCCCCUGUACUGUGUCCGCAGUCUCUGGUCAUCUCCUGUACUGUAUCCGCAGUCUCUGGUCAUCUCUGUACUGUGUCCGCAGUCUCUGGUCAUCUCCUGUACUGUGUCCGCAGUCUCUGGUCAUCUCCUGUACUGUGUCCGCAGUCUCUGGUCAUCUCCUGUACUGUGUCCGCAGUCUCUGGUCAUCUCCUGUAAUAUGUCCGCAGUCUCUGGUCAUCUCCUGUACUGUGUCCGCAGUCCAUUGGUUCAGAAUAUUUUUUUUCUUGUUGUUCUCCUCU
Staurois parvus is the source of this 522-nucleotide messenger RNA. Lineage: Eukaryota; Metazoa; Chordata; Amphibia; Anura; Ranidae. The record is from the annotation of a GenBank genome assembly.